AUGGCAGACAUACAGACUGAGCGAGCUUACCAAAAGCAGCCCACCAUCUUCCAGAACAAGAAGCGGGCACUUGUGGCUGAAGGCAACAAGGAAAAGCUACCCUGCUACUAUCGAAAUGUCGGCCUGGGCUUCAAUACUCCACGAGGGGCCAUCAAUGGGACCAACAUUGACAAGAAGUGUCCAUUCACUGGGAAUGUGUCCAUCCAGGGGAGGAUUCUGACAAGUGUCAUGACUAAGAUGAAGAUGCGAACCAUUGUAAUUCACAGAGGCUACUUGCACUACAUCAGGAAAUACAAUCACUUUGAGAAGCGACAUAAGAACAUGUCUGUUCACCUAUCACCCUGCUUCAGGGAUGUGCAGAAUGGGGACAGUGUGACUAAAGAGUGUCAGCCUCUCAGUAAGACUAUGCAUUUCAAUGCCCUCAAGGUCACUAAAGCCACAGGAGCCAAAAAACAGUUCCAGAAAUUUUAA
Carcharodon carcharias (great white shark) is the source of this 471-nucleotide messenger RNA. RefSeq names its product 40S ribosomal protein S11-like. Gene Ontology annotation, biological process: translation. Gene Ontology annotation, cellular component: cytosolic small ribosomal subunit; ribosome. Gene Ontology annotation, molecular function: structural constituent of ribosome. The transcript has 2 exons. The record is from RefSeq and is a predicted model, not a curated record. Bases 1 to 471 code for a protein of 156 amino acids. NCBI's taxonomy places the organism in Eukaryota, Metazoa, Chordata, Chondrichthyes, Lamniformes, Lamnidae.